Molecule: messenger RNA, 2547 nt
Organism: Megalops cyprinoides (Indo-Pacific tarpon)
Lineage: Eukaryota; Metazoa; Chordata; Actinopteri; Elopiformes; Megalopidae
Product: kinesin light chain 1-like
Exons: 15
Coding region: 210-1865 (551 amino acids)
Biological process (GO): microtubule-based movement
Cellular component (GO): cytoplasm; kinesin complex; membrane-bounded organelle
Molecular function (GO): kinesin binding
Source: RefSeq, a predicted model, not a curated record
CCCCUGUCCCUCGUGUAUAUAACGCCUGCCCCUGCCUCUGCUUGGAACGCCCCUCCCUGAUGCAGUUGCCCGGGUAACCGGCUCCAUCCCUGUCGGUGGCGGUGUCAUUGUCUUGUCAGCCCUUGGAAAGGGAAGUCAGUUGUUUAUUUUUCGGGAGCGCCCCGGCCAUGAGGAUCGGCUGCUGAACCUCAGGUUCCCCCCAGCAGAAGAUGUCCACCAUGGUUUACCCAAGGGAAGAGAAGCUGGAGAAGCUGUCGCAGGAGGAGAUCAUCUCCAACACCAAGCUGGUGAUCCAGGGCCUGGAGGCCCUGAAGAACGAGCACAACUCCAUCCUUCACAGCCUGCUGGAGACCAUCAAGUGCCUGAAGAAGGAUGAGGAGGCCAACCUUGUACACGAGAAGUCCAACCUGCUGCGCAAGUCAGUGGAGAUGAUCGAGCUGGGCCUGGGGGAGGCACAGGUGAUGAUGGCCCUGUCCAACCACCUGAACGCGGUGGAGUCGGAGAAGCAGAAGCUGCGGGCGCAGGUGCGCCGGCUGUGCCAGGAGAACCAGUGGCUGCGGGACGAGCUGGCCAACACGCAGCAGAAGCUGCAGAAGAGCGAGCAGAGCGUGGCCCAGCUGGAGGAGGAGAAGAAGCACCUGGAGUUCAUGAACCAGCUCAAGAAGUACGACGAGGACGUCUCGCCCACGGAGGAGAAGGAUGGGGAGCCACCCAAGGAUUCGCUGGAUGACCUUUUCCCCAAUGAGGAAGAGGAGCACGGCCAAGGAACAGUGCAGCACCAGCACAACAGUGCGGCGGUUGCUGCGGCCCAGCAGGGCGGGUACGAGAUCCCAGCACGCUUGCGCACCCUCCACAACCUGGUCAUCCAGUACGCUUCUCAGGGCCGCUACGAGGUGGCCGUGCCCCUCUGCAAGCAGGCCCUGGAGGACCUGGAGAAGACCUCCGGCCACGACCACCCCGACGUGGCCACCAUGCUCAACAUCCUAGCCCUCGUGUACAGGGAUCAGAACAAAUACAAGGAGGCUGCUCAUUUGCUGAACGAUGCGCUGUCCAUCCGUGAGAAAACCCUGGGCAAAGACCAUCCGGCUGUGGCUGCCACGCUAAACAACCUGGCCGUACUCUACGGGAAGAGGGGCAAGUACAAGGAGGCCGAGCCGCUGUGCAAGAGAGCGCUGGAGAUCAGAGAAAAGGUACUUGGCAAGGACCAUCCGGACGUGGCCAAGCAGCUGAACAACCUGGCGCUGCUGUGCCAGAACCAGGGCAAGUACGAGGAGGUGGAGUACUACUACUGCCGCGCCCUGGAGAUCUACGAGUGCAGGCUGGGGCCCGACGACCCCAACGUGGCCAAGACCAAGAACAACCUGGCAUCUUGUUACCUGAAACAGGGGAAAUACAAGGAGGCUGAAAUUCUGUACAAGGAGAUUCUCACCCGCGCACACGAGAAGGAGUUUGGAUCAGUGGAUGCUGAGAACAAGCCCAUCUGGAUGCAUGCGGAGGAGCGGGAGGAGAUGAGCAAAGGCAAGCACAGAGACGGCACUCAUUAUGGCGAGUAUGGCGGCUGGUACAAGGCCUGCAAAGUGAACAGCCCCACAGUGAACACCACCCUGCGGAACCUUGGGGCCCUGUAUCGUAGACAGGGCAAGAUGGAGGCUGCUGAGACCCUGGAAGAGUGUGCCAUGAGGUCCCGCAAACAGAGUGCCGCAGGCACUGACCCGAUCAACCAGACACGGGUGGUGGAGAUCCUAAAGGACGGCGACGGUGAGCGCCGAAGGAGCCGGGACGGCUUGGCCCCCAGCGUGAAGUACGAGAGCGGCUCAGAAGCGGGGGAGGAAGUGAGUAUGGGCGUCGAGUGGAACGGGGCUUAAGCCAUCAAGAUUUCCCUCCACCCCUUUCUCGUCUCCCAAAAAUAUAGCAAAUCAAAAGGAUGUCUUUCCUUCAAGCUUUUUUUUCCCCUCUCAAACGAAACCUUCCUCUGCCAUUCCUGGAUUCUUCCGGCAAGACCAUUGCUCACUGCUACUUCAGGUUCCAGCAGGCAGCCAAUGGGAUGUGUGUCCUCUCUUAAACUGCGGUGUAUUUCUCCUUCCUCCUCCUCUGUCUCCCUCUCCUCCCUCUCUGUCCCUUGCUCCCACUCCUUUUCACCUGCUGGUCUGUCACCUGGAAUGUAUUUACUGGGCUGCAAGGUGUUGCUAAGGAGCAAGGAUGGCGUGUGGACAGAGCAAGUGUAGAGAUGGUGCAGUAGCCGACGGAAUGCGAGGCCUAUUGGAAUGCUGGGAACAUAGCUGCCUGCACAGUGGGAGAUGUGACGAUGUGAUCCACACUUUCAUUUGCCUUCCCUAGUGUCUUCCCGAACUGAACUCCACAAUUACAUUACAGCUGUGGCAUUACAACAGAUUUGCUCGCACAAACGAAUACAACAUGAUGCUAUUUUAGUAGAUGUAGGAUGUAGGAUGACCUGCCUUGGAGAACACUAAUGCUUUGAUUUUGCUGUAUCAAAAUUGAGUUUGUUGACAUUGUUCAAUGAUUUUGAGCAAGAAUUAACAACCUAGG